This is a messenger RNA of Cladophialophora yegresii CBS 114405, 795 nucleotides long. Its product is annotated as deoxyribose-phosphate aldolase. The transcript has a single exon. The record is from RefSeq and is a predicted model, not a curated record. Gene Ontology annotation, cellular component: cytoplasm. Bases 1 to 795 code for a protein of 264 amino acids. Lineage: Eukaryota; Fungi; Ascomycota; Eurotiomycetes; Chaetothyriales; Herpotrichiellaceae. Gene Ontology annotation, biological process: carbohydrate catabolic process; deoxyribonucleotide catabolic process. Gene Ontology annotation, molecular function: deoxyribose-phosphate aldolase activity.
AUGUCCGAACCAUCCAAAGUCACAGUGACGCUGUCACAGAUCGCAAAGAUGAUAGACCACUCCCUACUCCACCCCACCAUGACAGACCAGGAAAUCCAGGAGGGCCUGGAGAUUGCGAAAAAGUACCACACGGCAACGGCAUGUGUCAAAGCCUAUGCGAUCCCUCAGGCGAAGAAGGCUCUGGCCGGUUCAGGCGUCAAGGUCUGUCCGGUCAUUGGCUUCCCAGCAGGCAACAGCACCAUUGAAGUCAAGGUUCUCGAAGCACAGAAGGCCGUUGAAGCCGGCGGCGACGAGAUCGACAUGGUGGUCAAUGUUGGCAAAGUCCUCUCCGGCGACUGGGACUAUGUGACGGAGGAGAUCCGGGCGACCAAUACCGCGGUAACCAACAAGGGAGCCAUUCUCAAAGUGAUUUUCGAAAACGACUUUCUGCAGGACCAGCACAUCAUCAAGUUGUGCGAGAUCUGCUCGUCGCUGAAUGUCGCGUUUGUCAAGACUUCAACGGGUUACGGGUUCGUCAAGCAGUCCAACGGCAUGUACACGUACAAGGGCGCAACGGUGCCCGCGCUGAAGCUCAUGAGGAAGCACUCGAAGCCGGAGGUGCAGAUCAAGGCGGCCGGGGGAGUGCGCACGUUGGAUGAUCUGCUGUAUGUCAUGUCAAUUGGGGUUACUAGGAUUGGGGCCACCGCCACGGUUGCCAUGCUGGAGGAGGCAAAGAAGAGGGGCAUUGGGGAAGAGCCCGUGGAGGUCGAGGUGAAGCCUAUGGGAGAAGCUACGACGAAUGGGGCGGCAUACUAG